This is a messenger RNA of Cyphellophora attinorum, 1653 nucleotides long. RefSeq names its product Diphthamide biosynthesis protein 2. Gene Ontology annotation, biological process: protein histidyl modification to diphthamide. Bases 1 to 1653 code for a protein of 550 amino acids. The transcript has a single exon. Gene Ontology annotation, molecular function: 2-(3-amino-3-carboxypropyl)histidine synthase activity. Lineage: Eukaryota; Fungi; Ascomycota; Eurotiomycetes; Chaetothyriales; Cyphellophoraceae. The record is from RefSeq and is a predicted model, not a curated record.
AUGGUGGAACAUCUGAGUGCGCCGCCAGUGCUGUCUACGCCUGCAUCGCAUAUUCUUAAUGACACCGAAGAUGUCCAUCCAGUCACCGACGUUUUGUCCGAUGAACAGAUUUGCGUUCGCUACGAAAUUCAGAGGACCAUUGCAGAGAUCAGACAGCAGCGAUGGCGGAGAGUCGCGUUACAGUUCCCAGACGAGAUGCUGUCGCACUCUGCGCGAGUCUAUCAGCUUCUCGCUCGUGGCCUCAAGCCGCCAGAUGUCCCUAACGGGCCCAAAACCUCCGAAGGCGUACCUGCUAACGAAAUCAACGGCUUGGCCGACUUGUCCUUGACAGACAAGGAUCUUGAACCGGUCAAGCUGACCAUACUUGCCGACACAUCAUAUGGGUCAUGCUGCGUGGAUGAGAUCGCUGCAGAGCAUGUGGAUGCGGACGCAAUUAUCCACUAUGGUCGCGCUUGCCUCUCGCCCACUGCGCGCCUGCCUGCACUGCAUAUCUUCACGAGGCGGGAUUUGGACCAUGAAGCUGCCCUAUCCGCAUUUCAGAAGGCGUUUCCAGACCAUGCAAUCAGAGUUAUCAUUACUGCCGACGUCCCGUACGAGUCACACGUCGCAAGUCUUGCGGCGUCGCUGGGAUCUCGUGGCUAUACGGCCAUCUUCGCAGCAUCAAUUCAGCAUGACCCUUCCUCAUCGAUACCGAAUCGGACUGUACCAGCCUCAGUUGCCUCUGACCCUUCUUCGUUGAGCUCGUGGCAUAUUUUUCAUAUCUCCGAUCCACCGACGUCCUUGCUUUUAACACUAACGUCCAGUGUUGCAAGCAUUUUUGUUUAUCCUACAAAUCGUGAAGCUAUGGUCUCUGAUUCUUCGGCAGCAUUACAGAGAUCGACAGGUCUGCUUCUCCGACGGCGAUACGCUUUGAUCACAUCGCUUGCAACAGUCUCGGUUUGGGGCAUCCUCAUCAACACACUAAGCGUCAAGAACUACCUGUCCAUGGUCGAAUAUGUCAAGCAGCAGAUCGCCAACGCAGGAAAGAAAUCGUAUUUGUUCGUCGUGGGAAAGAUCAAUGCUGCGAAGGUCGCCAAUUUCUCUGAGAUCGGAGGUUGGGUCGUCAUCGGCUGCUGGGAGAGCUCACUCAUUGACAGUAAAGACUUCUACAAGCCAAUCAUUACGCCGUUUGAAUUGGACUUGGCACUGCAGCCUGAUACUGGCAGAAUCUGGACUGGUCGUUGGAGGGCCGACUUCAGCAGCGUUAUGCAGGCUGCCGAGGACAAUGAAGCAAUGAUAGAGGCUGUCGAGACCGAGCACCCGGUAGAGGCCAACACUGGGUCCGAAGACGAAUCGGAGCCUCCUGAAUUCGAUCUACGGACCGGUCGCUAUGUUGCUAGAACAAGGCCGAUGGGCCAGCCGAAGGGAGUGCUUACAAAUGGCAAUGAUACAGCGCCUACGCCGACACAGGCUUUGACCAAAAGAUCGAAUGGCGAAGUGGUCUCCGUGAAUGGCAUUGCGUCGCCAGCAGCGGAUUUUCUGACCCGCAAUCGAACAUGGCGAGGACUAGAGAUCAAGUACGACCGGGACGAAGACGAUCAUGGAGGCUUGCUUGAAGAGGGCAGUACUGGAAUUGCGGCGGGAUAUAGCCUCGGAGACUCCGCCAAGAUCUGA